AUGGGUUCCUCUGCAACUGCUCCGGGGGGUUGUAGAUCCGAGGCUGGUGGCCUCCGUUCUGGAGAUUCAGUGAGGCGGUGUGGCGAGUGGGUGUGCGUAGGGUCUGGUGUCUUCAGGCGGUUUGCUUCUGCUCAAGGGAGACGGCAUGUACUGUUGUCUGUCGUGGUUAGAGUUUCUGUUGGUUCUGCUUCGUGUGUUCAUUCGUCGUGUUCCAUCAAGGCGUGUCUCCGAAGCGCUCAAAGACCGGGGCAGGUUCUCUGUUUCGGAUCAGGUCGUCGUCUUGUAUCUCCGGUUGGGUCAGUCGGUUGUGUGGACGGCGAGGACCUGAAGAACUCGUUUCAGAUCAAAAAGAGUCAUAGGCAAAAGCAGCAACAACCGCAGCCGCAAAUACAUCAACAUAUUGAAGAAAUCAAGUAUGUAGGAGUAAGGCGGAGGCCGUGGGGAAGAUAUGCAGCUGAAAUAAGAAACCCUACUACAAAAGAGAGGUAUUGGCUAGGUACUUUUGAUACAGCCGAGGAGGCUGCUUUGGCUUAUGAUAGAGCUGCACGGUCCAUAAGAGGCUUGACUGCUCGGACAAACUUUGUCUACUCCGAUAUGCCUCGUGGCUCUUCAAUGACUUCCUUCAUCUCUCCUGAUGAAUCUCAACGUUUUAUUUCCGAAUUAUUCAACCCUCCAUGUCAGCUAGAAGCUCCUAACAAUAGCACCAAUAACCAACACCAAAACUCUAAUGAGUUCGCAUACAAUGGGUGGCCACAGGAGUCUGGAUAUGGUUAUCAAUCUAUGAAAUCUAGUUAUGAGCAUUGUGAUCAUGAGCUUCCACCUCUUCCUUCAAGUACAUGUUUUGGAGCUGAACUUACUAUUCCAGAGACCAAUAGCUAUUGGAAUGCGGCGAAUGCCUUUGUGGAUCAAAACAGUCUUGGUGAGAGUGGAACAGAAGGCUUUGACUCUUCAUCCUCCUCGUUCUUCUACCAGUAA
Messenger RNA from Eruca vesicaria subsp. sativa (arugula), 975 nucleotides. The record is from the annotation of a GenBank genome assembly. Lineage: Eukaryota; Viridiplantae; Streptophyta; Magnoliopsida; Brassicales; Brassicaceae.